CAGAUUUAAGAUGACCUGUGUCACUGGGUGCUACAGUCACCAGUCACCUCUUUCGACUUCUAACUGAUGGUAGUUUAGGAGAGCGAUUGCAGCACGAAAUGUAAUGCUUCAUUGACGAUCCCUAUGAUCAUAGAAACUUCACACAUUUCUAAUCAUUUGAAUUCUGAUACAUAGGCUAUGUGUGAUCGAAUUGAACCUCAGAUAUCUUUACGGUAUCCAUGAGAGAUAAAAUUUGUGAACAGCGAAUUUGAUUGGUGAGCUGCAUGUCUUGAUUUGCAAUUUAUUUUGCACAUAUGUGUGUGUGUGUGUGUGAAUAUAUGGUUUCGUUAACCAGAUGCCGCAUGGAGUACCCGUAGCCCUGGAACUGCAUAUCUACUCCAAUCGGAGGAAGAGAUUCGGCUUCAAAUACAGCAAAUUCAGAUGCCAGACAUGGGGCUUCCUAGGCCCUCGAAGGAUCUUACCAACUAUCAAGUUGCAAUUUUCGGGAAAGUAGAUGAAUGCAUGUCUGAGGUAGCAAGCGACCUUGGUUGCGAAUGGGAAGACGGGUUGGGGGAGACAAUCCAAUUUGUGAUCAGCCACCAAGAGCAAGGGUUGCUUACCAUCGGAACAUUUGGCUUAAACCAGCUCGCAGGGGUACGUGAUAACAUCGACCGCCGACCACACAAAUCUGAUCUCAACAAUUCUCGUCGCGGUUGCGUAUCGAGCGUCCAGCUCCUGGUAUGCGAAGUCAGAAGCUCCGACGACAAAACUGAACUCCAUCAAUCGAAUUUAAGAAGCCUCCGUUCAGAUAGCACCACCAAUGCCGUCAUCAAUAGGAAGGAGCUGCCAGUCUUUGGCGAUCACGAUGCAUCUUCGAGAGUAUUUUUGGAUGGCCAGGCUGUGAGAGCCGGUCUAAACAGGGUGUCCUACUCAAGUAGUGCAAUACCUAUCAUCCUAAUGCGCACACCGAAUGCUGUUGAGAUCGAGAUCGAGAAAGUCGCUGAAAAGCAGCCUGGUGUAUCGUUCUUAACAAUUGAUUGCUUCUCCGACAAGGAACUCUGCUCGCCUGGUGUAUAUGGGCUCUUCACGUCCAGGCGAAGGACUCCAAAACCAGACAAGGAGUGGGUGUGGAACAAACCACACAAGAAACAGUUGGCAAACGGCGAUCGCGAACUCCAGAGAACUAUUACCACAAGCUAUUCUCCUCGAGGAGUCUGGAGGCUGUGGCGGUCAAGGAGCAACCCUUCCUUUGCAGCCAAAAUUGUAACAGAUAAGAAGUGUAACUCCCCAACAGCCACGGAAGAGUUCCAAACGCAGAUUGCAACAAAACUUGAGGGUCCUCCGUGCACUGGAAACGUUGACGAUGGAGCUGAAUCAACUCGAGUGACUCCGAAAGCGACGCAGCAGCAGCAACCUCCUCGAAAUCCACCAAAUCAUGCGAAAGAUCGAUGUGGGGAGCGGAUCAGAAGGCGAGAUCACAGUUUCGGCAACGCUUGGGCUUGCACUCAGAAUGGGAAAUGGAUUCGAACAGACUCUGAAUGUAAGCAACAGCUUCUCCUUCGAAACUCCUCCUAGUCCUUACCACUCCUGGAUUCUGCGCUCACGAUCAGUCCAACAGGUUCAGUCUAUAGUUUGAGCAGCUUAAGAUUUCUCCAUGGAUUCCUAUCUCCUCUAACUGUGAACAAAUUCGUAUGUUCGAGCAGUUGUCCUGGAAAUGUGAUUGAGGGAGCUCAACAAGACAAUGUAUGGCUGAAGAGAGUUUCUUGAAGCAAUCCACAGAGUCCGCUCUCCUCGCAUGACCAAGAUCACCGGAUUGCCACUGAGCCCAAGAGUGGCGAAGAACUCAUUGUAGCCUCGACUGUUCAGGCUUAUAUAGCAACGAAUUCCAGUGCUUCUCUAUGCUGUUUUUCGUGAUUUUGAGCAAACAUAAGCGAUGCUACUGAGAUAGUAGAACUUCAAAAAUGAAUUACACAUUUGCAGCCAAUGGAACAGUGGGUGAGGCUACACAUGGUAUUCCAAUGGGUGCAAAUUCUUC
Messenger RNA from Physcomitrium patens, 2014 nucleotides. NCBI's taxonomy places the organism in Eukaryota, Viridiplantae, Streptophyta, Bryopsida, Funariales, Funariaceae. The record is from RefSeq and is a predicted model, not a curated record.